AUGCGAGAAAUCGCUUAUACACUGUAUAUAUACUCGUAUUCGAGCAUCUCCUUAAUACUGUCACAGAGUGCAGCUAAAAUACGAACAUUUACGUUUCACAAACUGGCAGGUUGUCACGAGCUGCAGGAUUUUACCAACGGAUUAGUGGAAGCCAUGAAGUACAAUUUACGGUGUAACCGAAAUAUCAGCGAAAAGAUGACGAAAAAAGACUUCGUAUACGACAUUCGUCCACCAAUUCAAAGUUCCAGAAAGUUGGAAGAAGGAAAAUAUCCAAUCGUGUUACCACUACAACUGCGAAAAAAACAUAGUACCGAUUCGAAAAUGCCCCAAUACUCCGUUAUUUCGGAAAAGAACGAUUACAAUCAAAAUAACGACGAAAUGAAUCUUUCAGAGCAACGAGCCUUGAAAUUCGAGUGCAAUUUCUGCCAUGAACAAAUUGCUACACUUUUGUCUUUGUCCACUCACAUUAAAUUUCAUCGACGCAGAUAUUGCAAGUAUUGCUACUGGAUACUACCAGAGAACGAAACGAUGAAAGAGCAUAUCGAAAGUACUCAUCGAAUCGAUCCAGAAUCACUUUUUUGGGAGGAAGAAAAACUCACUUUGAAGAAACGUAGCAGCGAAACUUCACUGGAUGCACAAAUAGCCCAGAUUGUCUAAGGAGUUUGCUCAAGAGGGUUCCACCUUUAAGAAUUAUUGCCUGGUUAGAUUAUUUCGUUGAGAAUUAUUAACCGUUAUUUUCGAGUCGUUUAUCUUCCUGAUUUCCUCACAUUUUUUCGCCGGAUAACCAAAGUAAUAGAACGGGGGCGCAACGCCUGCGCGAAAUCCAGGAUUCUCGGUCAACUUACAGGCUAGUGGGUAUGAAUGAAAGCUGCGAGCUUCCAGUAUCGCGCGAAAUAGAGGCCUCGUCGUUCCUACGUUAGUUUUCAUCUCGUGCAAUUUCGUAAUCAGUGCUAUCGUCCAAGAGAAAGCAAUUCGGCCACUUGACCCAUUUAAUCCAUCGAUUACACGGUGGAAGAUACGAGUGAUAAAUCCUUAACGCGCUACUAACAACGAGGCUUCAAUAAUCUUUCGCUGAUAGACAUCGAGGAUAUUAAAAGAGUCUGUAAGAGUUUCCUUUGUAAAAAUUCUGCUGCAAUAUGCAAUGUCUCUGUAUUUGUUGCUUUGUAUAAAAAGGGAUGAUUUAGAUAUGAAAGAAAAAAUUGUUUACGUACGUAA
Bombus huntii is the source of this 1215-nucleotide messenger RNA. RefSeq lists its product as uncharacterized. The coding region runs from base 1 to 657 and encodes 218 amino acids. The record is from RefSeq and is a predicted model, not a curated record. NCBI's taxonomy places the organism in Eukaryota, Metazoa, Arthropoda, Insecta, Hymenoptera, Apidae. The transcript has 5 exons.